CAAGUCUUUCCUAAGUGAAAUUGCAAUUGCACAAUGUGGCAAUCCGUGAUCACAUUUUGUCUGCUCGCAAGUCUUUCUCGAGUUCGAGCAACUUGCACUUACCCGUAUGUGGCAGUGGGCGAAAGGUGCCUCUUUUUUGGCACAAUGGCCGACCUGCAGCACAGUGAGGCUCGUCAGGUGUGCCACUCGAUGGGCGGAGAACUGGCGGCGGUUUUGACUGCUACUCAGUUGAAGGACAUUGUCGAUUUUAUCUAUGAUCACGCACCCUUCUGGGCAACGAGCUACAGUUACAAAGAACCAAAUAACCAAGGGAACGAAGACUGCCUGCACAUAUCUGCCGAGAGAAGUUAUUAUAUGAAUGACAAAAGUUGUUUCCACGUAAAUUCACCUUUAUGCGAGGAAAACAGGGUAUCCGUUGCCAGAAAUGUGACAGCACCCAAAUCCUGCCCCAUGCCAUACGUGGAGCUCUCUGGCCUCUGCCUGGCCUUCAUCACAUGGGCGGACCAAAGCUGGGCAGAAGCGCGACAGACGUGUCAUGGGCUGUCAGGAGAGCUGGCAGCCCUCACCGAUAUCGAGCAGCUGAGAGCAGUCUACCUGUACCUGCACCAAGAAUCAAUUGCCCACAACAGUUUGGCUCGCUCGACAUCGAGCAGGAGGGAAGCUCGAUAUACGUGGAGGUGGCCCGCAGCAUGCCUCAGGGAACAACAAACCACUGCCUGUAUCUCGAGACUUUGGUUGGCCACUACUUCAUUGACGGGAAUUACGCAUUGCGGAUGUGCAAAAUAUUCGCUGCUGACCACUAGGUCACGUACACUGGAUCUGAAAAGUGUCGGUGCUGAGGGUGCCCAGUGCCGUCCAAAAACGUUCACAUGGGUGCUGGUGCUGUGGGUGGGAAGGAUUGGCAUGCCUGACUAUGGCACUGGGCUCAGAAUGGUGUCCACGAAAGCCUACCGAAGUCACUGUCGGCCAAAAAGAUUAUGUUUAACAGUUACGAUGGAGAACUCACAGUCAACGUAUGGAGCUAUUGUUGCCCUACAUGAAGCUGGCGACACCAUUUCUGAUAUUGCACAGCAGCUUCGUAUCCACCGCAACAUAGUAACAAGGUGGAUAAGGCAACAUGAAGACACUAGUUACGUAGAAGAUAUGCGACGGAUCGGCCGGCCACGCUGCACCAGCCACAAUGAUGACCAGGCCAUAGCAAAUGCCAAUGCCGAUGCUCCAACAAAGCCUGCUGUCGCCAUACACCUUGUCUUACGUCUACAGUGCUGA
Molecule: messenger RNA, 1269 nt
Organism: Penaeus monodon (black tiger shrimp)
Lineage: Eukaryota; Metazoa; Arthropoda; Malacostraca; Decapoda; Penaeidae
Biological process (GO): biological process involved in interspecies interaction between organisms
Cellular component (GO): external side of plasma membrane
Molecular function (GO): carbohydrate binding
Source: RefSeq, a predicted model, not a curated record